AUGAGAGUCAAGAAACAAGUUUUGAUUGCAUUCUCUGUAUGGGGUUAUAAGGAUGAAUUAUGGGGUGAUGUACUACCUAUGAGUGCAUGUCAUCUCUUGCUUGGAAGACCAUGGCAGUUUGAUAGGAAGGUCAUCCAUGAAGGGGACUCUAAUGUGUAUUCUAUGUUGGUUGAUUCCAAAAAGGUACGUUUGCACCCUGUAGUUCCUCAUUCAGUGGCACCAAAGCAACCACCUAAGACACCAAGCUACUGCCUCUCUUCAAGGGAGUUUGAACAAGAGGUGGAGGAAGAAGGUUGUGCUUAUGCAUUGAUUGUGAGACAUGUUGCCACAAGUGUCAAGACUACUAGGAAUGAGAAACUAGAAGCCUUAAUGAAGGAAUUUGAGGAUGUCUUUCCAGAGGAGCUACCACAAGGUCUACCACCCUUGAGAGGCAUAGAGCAUGUCAUAGACCUUGUACCUGGAGCCCCAUUGCCAAAUAAACCUGCUUAUAGGUGUGAUCCAGUGGCAUCAAGGGAGUUGCAAUGCCAAAUUGAGGACUUGAUUGACAAGGGAUAUGUAAGGGAGAGCAUGAGUCCAUGUACUAUACCCAGUCUUGCUAGUUCCUAA
Beta vulgaris subsp. vulgaris (sugar beet) is the source of this 606-nucleotide messenger RNA. RefSeq lists its product as uncharacterized. The coding region runs from base 1 to 606 and encodes 201 amino acids. The record is from RefSeq and is a predicted model, not a curated record. NCBI's taxonomy places the organism in Eukaryota, Viridiplantae, Streptophyta, Magnoliopsida, Caryophyllales, Amaranthaceae. The transcript has a single exon.